AUGACUUCAAGAUACCGCCCAUUUGAUCCAUUCAUUCUACCACAAAAUGUUAGACAAGUUUAUUAUGUUCCAUAUCCAAAUUUUUGUAACAUUGACAAAUGUGGUUGGUGUGUUGCAAUACAAACCAAACCUAGGGGUCGCAUUGAGUCAAAUGAUAUCCAAGACGAAAUCCCUUACCAAGUUCAUGAAACGGAACAUGGAAAUGAAAUUAUUGAAGUUGAAGGUAUAUCCGCAUUGCAUGACUUUGAUGGUGACGAUGAAGAGUUGGAGGGACAAAACCAAGAAGAUGAAGAAGAGGAAGAAGAAGAUGAAGAAGACGAAUUUGAAGACGAUGAUGAAGAUGAUGAUGAAGAUGAUGAUGAUUCUUUGCAUUAUGAUGAUGAUAGUGACAGUUUGAAGAAUGAUGAUGACGAUGAUGAAGACGAUGAUUAA
Messenger RNA from Vigna radiata var. radiata (mung bean), 432 nucleotides. Its product is annotated as phosphopantothenoylcysteine decarboxylase subunit VHS3-like. The record is from RefSeq and is a predicted model, not a curated record. Bases 1 to 432 code for a protein of 143 amino acids. Lineage: Eukaryota; Viridiplantae; Streptophyta; Magnoliopsida; Fabales; Fabaceae. The transcript has a single exon.